Molecule: messenger RNA, 1163 nt
Organism: Capsicum annuum
Lineage: Eukaryota; Viridiplantae; Streptophyta; Magnoliopsida; Solanales; Solanaceae
Product: cyclin-C1-2
Exons: 10
Coding region: 174-980 (268 amino acids)
Biological process (GO): positive regulation of transcription by RNA polymerase II
Cellular component (GO): mediator complex; nucleus
Molecular function (GO): cyclin-dependent protein serine/threonine kinase regulator activity
Source: RefSeq, a predicted model, not a curated record
AUAACUAUGCUAGUUAUUCAAGGACUUAAUUGUUUUUAGGGACAAGUUUGUAGAACCACUUAUCCCCUUUUUUAAUUGGAAACUUGCCGAGCCCUUGUGGCUUAUUUUUCUCCUUCUUUGGUCUCUAAAAAAAGUUACAGUAGCUGAAAUUCCAAUUUUUACGAUUCUAUCAAAUGGCUGCCAAUUUCUGGAUUUCUUCUCAGUUUAAAGAGCUUUUGGAGCAAGAAGAGGUUGAUGUUGUGCAUCCGUUGGAUAAAGAGAGAGGAAUUACUCUCGAUGAUUUCAAGCUUAUCAAAUUGAACAUGACCAAUUAUGUUGCAAAAUUGGCUCAAAGUGUGAAAGUGAGACAAAGGGUUGUUGCUACUGCAGUUACAUACAUGAGGCGCGUAUAUGUUAGGAGAAGUAUGACUGAGUAUGACCCUCGUCUGGUUGCUCCAGCAUGCUUGUAUUUGGCAUCAAAAGCAGAAGAAAGCACUGUACAGGCCGCCCGACAUCUGGUACCUUGCAUCAAGAAAUUGUGUUCUGAUGAGACGUGUAAGUAUGAAAUAAAAGACAUACUAGACAUGGAGAUGAAAGUUUUAGAAGCCCUAAACUAUAACUUAGUCAUAUAUCAUCCAUAUCGUUCAUUAUCACAGUUCCUUCGGGACGCCGGCAUGACUGAUGCAACUCAAUUGACUUGGGGACUUAUAAAUGACACCUAUAAGAUGGACCUGAUUCUCAUACACCCACCACAUUUGAUUACUUUAGCCUGCAUAUAUAUUGCAAGUGUGCUGAAAGGUAAAGAAACUACUGCCUGGUUUGAGGAGCUUCGAGUUGAUAUGAAUGUGGAGGUCACGGGCUCAAGCCGCGGAAGCAGCCUCUUCCAUAAAUGCAGGGUGAAAAAUAUAGCAAUGGAGAUACUAGAUUAUUAUGAGAAUCAUAGAUCGAUCACAGAUGAGAGGGUGCUUGCUGUCAUGAGCAAGCUAGCUCGAAGAUGUUGAUACCAGCGCACCUAGCCUCCGCCUUUGUGCGGACACUAUAUAUGAAUAGAGAAAUUCUCUUAAGUAUUUGUAAAUACUUGACUGUGAAUCAGUUAUUAUUGUAUAGCUUUUGCCAUAUUCUUCACAACAUCCUAUGUGAGCUAAUUUUUGAUAUUACUUUUGCCAUAUUUUAUCAUCUCGUAA